AACCGUUUAUAUUGUGUCGAGAGUGAAGAGAAUGUAUAAGUAACAUUAUUUGCACAUCAACAACAUAUAAAUCAAUAUCAACAACAAGAAUGAGUCCAAACGCCACAGACUCGAGUACCAUCCUCAGGGAGGAGAGAAAAAUGCCMAACGGUUGUGCAAACGGAUGGUCGAGCAUGUCGGAUUCGAACGAGAAGCAGUGUUGGAAAGGUCAAGCGUUUCUCAAAAUCAACGAAAUCGUCGGCCUAGUCAAAUAUUACGGUUUGCGGGCAUACAUAAUAUUUUGGCACGAGUUGUCGAUGAACCCUAGGGUGAGGAGCAGUCCGUUUAGCCCGCCGCCCGCCGACGAACUGAUUUUGUCGGCUGACGAUGUAUUCUCUACGAGACGCCGACGUUUAUUUUUCACAAGCAUCCACUUGCUGGCUCUGGCCGGUCUCUACUUCUGCGUCACCGGUCAGGUGAAGCUGUACACCGUACUGUUCGCGCUCGCGGUCGGCACCAUGUCGUCGAUCGGCGUGACGGCCGGCUCGCACAGGCUGUGGUCACACCACGCGUACAAGGCCAAGCUGCCGCUGCGCAUCAUACUGGCCCUGUUCCAGACGGUGGGCGUCCAGUACAGCGUGUACAACUGGGUGCGCGACCACCGGCUGCACCACAAGUACACGGACACGGACGCGGACCCGCACAACUCGAACCGCGGGUUCUUCUACUCGCACGUCGGCUGGGCGCUCAUCAUGCCGCACCCGGCGUUCGAGUCCAAGGUGUCGUCGGUGGACAUGUCCGACAUGGAGUCCGACUGGGUGGUCAUGUGGCAGUACAGGCUGUACGCGCCGCUGGCCGCCAUCCUGUCGUACGCGCUGCCCACAUUCGUGCCGUGGUGGCUGUGGGGCGAGGACCUGCUGGUCGCGCACCUGGUGGCCGCCCAGCUCCGGCAAGUGCUCACGUUGCACUCCACGUUCCUCAUCAACAGCGCUGCGCACAUGUGGGGACUCAAGCCGUACGACAAGAACAUCAAUCCCACCGAGAACAUGUUCGUGUCGGUGGCCACGUGCGGCGACGGCUGGCACAACUACCACCACACGUUUCCCUGGGACUACAAGAACGCCGAGCUGCUCGACUACAAGCUGAACCUGUCCACGCUGUUCAUCGACGCGUUCUCGCUGAUCGGUUGGGCGUACGACCUGAAGACCGUGCCCGCCGAACUGGUGAACAAGCGGGCCCUGCGCACCGGCGACGGUACGCGCAAGCUGCCGGCCACCGAUACGGCGACGGGCAACAGUGACGGCUCACCGACGGCGCACGAGAUGUGUACGAACGUGUACGGCUGGUCCGACACAGACAUGCCCGACGAGGACCGCCGUAUGGCUCAAAUAUACAAGAAAAGUGAUUAGUCCGGUUUGGGUCGUCCUCGUCGUCCUGCGGGAGGGCAGGGGGUCGGAGUUUUACCAGUAAUUUCUUUUUCUCAAGUUUUGUUUUUAUUUUCCGUCUGUCGUCGUAUCGACUUCUAUUAUCGGGGCGGGGGACGGGCGUUUUUUUCUCUUUUUCUUUUAACCAUUUCUCUCUAGAAGUAAAUUCGACUAGGUAUAUUAUAACGUCGACUGUACAAUAUUUACGACGGUAAUAAGCGCGUCCACGAGAGUCCCGGGAACACUUUGAAACGAACGUGUGCAACCAUCGCGAAUGAUGUUCAUCAUUGUCGUCUUGUUUUURUAUCACAUUAUAAUAUUUUAUCAAUAUUUAUGUCAGACUGGCGGAGCUGUUUGGCACAAUGACGUGUCACGUGCGCUUUGGUAUCGAAAAGACUGGUCUUAUAGGAAAAUUCGAGUGAUCAAUAAACGUUUGAUAAUAAUAGUAAUAAUAAUAAUAUAUAAUAUCAUAUUAUUWUAUUAUAAUGUGUAUUAUAUUUUUAUGGUGA
Diuraphis noxia (Russian wheat aphid) is the source of this 1912-nucleotide messenger RNA. RefSeq names its product (11Z)-hexadec-11-enoyl-CoA conjugase-like. Gene Ontology annotation, biological process: unsaturated fatty acid biosynthetic process. Gene Ontology annotation, molecular function: iron ion binding; stearoyl-CoA 9-desaturase activity. Lineage: Eukaryota; Metazoa; Arthropoda; Insecta; Hemiptera; Aphididae. The record is from RefSeq and is a predicted model, not a curated record. Gene Ontology annotation, cellular component: endoplasmic reticulum membrane.